AUGGGGGUCGAUCAACAUGUGAUUGAGGUCUGUAGCAGGCUUCAUCCUUAUGCGUGGAAGAAUCUAGAUGAAAACGUGCUUCAUUUGCUUGAAAACACCCUCGUCUUGGGUCCUCACUGGUUUGGCUCCGUGCCGAAAGAAAUGGUUGAUCUGUUCAAGGAAGAUGCUGAGGCCCUUCUAUACCUUCAAAGUCCCGUGGCUCUGUCCUCUCAUACUUGGGUUAGCAAGAACUUGAGUCGUUCUUGUCCUUCAAGUGAAGUGAGGAACAGUGCAGUGAGGUGGUCAGAUUGGAUCGACAGACUUCUCCCAAGGCAUGGAGCUUAUUGGAAGAAGGCUGGAAUUUACGACGCGAUCUUGCUAUCCAAGAGUUCUGUUAAUAGGGACGAGAACCUGCUGGCUGCUGCCUUGUGUUUAUGGAACUUUGCCAGCAACACCUUCGACUUCCGCUUGGGUCCCAUGAGUCCAACCCUGCUGGAUCUUGCUCAAAUAUUUGGAUUCAGGCUCCAUGGGAGGCCUGUUGAUGCUGUUGGUGACUAUCACAGAGGAAAGAAUCGAAAGAGAUUGGCCAAACCCUUUACCAUUCUUGCUGCCACGAUCAACCAGAAUUGUUCCUUCUCCAACUUUUUAAAGAAGUUCAGCACUAAAAAGGACAAGGACCAGCAACACAUGUUAUUUCUGCUCUACUGGUUGAAUUGGUUCGUUUUCCCCAAUCGCUCCUCGGUAGUUCUGUUGGAAUACAAGCACCUCGCAGAGGCUUUCCACAAUCACGUUGACGUGGGACUUGGCCCCAUGUUCUAG
Prunus armeniaca (apricot) is the source of this 798-nucleotide messenger RNA. The record is from the annotation of a GenBank genome assembly. NCBI's taxonomy places the organism in Eukaryota, Viridiplantae, Streptophyta, Magnoliopsida, Rosales, Rosaceae.